This is a messenger RNA of Vespa crabro (European hornet), 1161 nucleotides long. RefSeq lists its product as uncharacterized. Bases 70 to 1056 code for a protein of 328 amino acids. Lineage: Eukaryota; Metazoa; Arthropoda; Insecta; Hymenoptera; Vespidae. The record is from RefSeq and is a predicted model, not a curated record. The transcript has 3 exons.
GACAUAGCCUAUGUAGAAAAUUGUUGUUAAAUUUAUCCGUAGACAUAUUAAAGUAAUCGAGGCACAUAAAUGCUUAGUUGUUCUCCAAAAUGUCCCACAUUGAGACGUCAAAUUAGGGAAGAAGUUAAAAAAUCAGGUUGGACAGAUGAAUAUAUGCGAAACAUCGUCGAUGUUCAGAGAGUGGACAUCGCAGAGGAUUGGGACCGAAAGGUGAAACCGGAUUCACGUAAAGGAAUACGUAGAAUACCAAUAAAUUCUCUUAGAAGGGUUACCGAAGAGCCAACGAUAGAACAUGACGAACGAUAUAAGGAGAUAGAUAAACGGGCAGAUUAUCCCAAUAAAAUAGUUCAAAAUUCUAUACGUAUCACUGAUUACAAAGAAGUUAUCGAUAAGGAUGAAAUUCCUUUGGCUUCAUUGAAACAAGAAACUAUUUAUUAUACGGAAGAAAGGGAAAUCACUCGUAGAGCUUCACCGUUGAUAGUUGAAAGAAUUAGUCCUGAAGUAUCGAAGCCACGAAUACUGAAAGAAAAACAAAUCGAAAGUACGAUCGAAGAUCAGAUUUAUGAGGAAGAACAGGUGGACGAUACUGCAAUAAUCUAUUCUAGGAUCGAUUCUAAAGAAAUCGAUCACAAAGAAAUUUCUAGGAUACCUCUUGAUAGAAAAAUAACGAUAAAGGAGCAGGAAAGAAUCGGCGAAAAAGUGGACGAUAAGAUAAAAAUUAAACGUAGAGACGAUUCCCCGGAUAGUUAUUACAAAUAUACACCUAAGGAACUUCCUAGCGACUGGCCACACGAUGGUUGUGACGAAGCUUGUCUCGCAAGAGUAUUAAAAGAACAUGCCGAAAAGUUGUUGCAAGAAAAGAAGAAGAAGGAUCGUUAUUUGACGACAGGAUUAAGUUAUUUCGACGACGUUUGUACCUGUUCCCUUAGUUGUAUGAUAUAUAAUUUGAAAAAAGAUCGUUUCGUACGUAGUAUAUUAACCUCCGCAAUUUUAUUCUCCUUUGGUAUAAAACUAUGUUCGGAAUUAUAUGGCUGGUACUUACCCAAUCGCACUUGACAAAGUCUAGGCUAACUUUUACGAAGGAAUGAAAGAACAGAAUAAAAAAAAAAAGAAAAGAAAAGAAAAAGAAAAGAAAGAAAAAAAAGAUCAAUUUAAUAAAAA